Molecule: messenger RNA, 661 nt
Organism: Caenorhabditis angaria
Lineage: Eukaryota; Metazoa; Nematoda; Chromadorea; Rhabditida; Rhabditidae
Source: the annotation of a GenBank genome assembly
AUGUCGGAGCCGAAACAGGUGAGUCUCCCAGUGUUUUUUCCUCAAACUUCAGGAUUUUCAGCCUUCGUUCUUAUGUUUCUCGAAUGGUCGAACUGCUUUGAUGCGAUUAUCAUUGGUGUCCAUGCUUGGCAGUGUUAUUUCGCCAAUUCAACAUCGUAAUCUAUAUUUAAUACCGUUUUGUGGGCUAUCAGUUAUAAUUGAGAUAUAUUUUUACUACGCAUUCAAAUCAAUGAGAUCUGAACGGUUAAAGUAUGCAAACUGGAUCAUGGUUAGCUAUUACUUCUCUUUUCAAGAUCUUUUCAAAUAUUAAUAUUCCAGAGCUUCUCUUUGGCUAUAAGCGUUAUUGUGAUGUUGGUCGCCCCAAUCUAUAUCGCAGUUGAAUUCGCCGCCGGUUACAGCAGAGGCUCAUUUCUCGAAGCCGCUCUUGGAUCUACUCUCUCUUCGGAUGCUACAACGCGAAAAAUUUUUGCCUUCAGUUUUGCAUAUCUUCUAGAGGCUGCGCUAUUUUUCAGCGUCUUGUGUAAGCAGAUUCCAUUAAAAAUUGAUUUAAAAAAAAAAUAAAAUUGCAGUUUCCUGGUAUCGUAUCUCAAUUGUUCGUCAACUUUUGGAAAUCGCAAAAUAUCGAGAGAACGUAAAUAUUAGCAACAUUCCGAAGGCUUAA